This is a messenger RNA of Naegleria fowleri, 5646 nucleotides long. RefSeq lists its product as uncharacterized. Gene Ontology annotation, molecular function: cytoskeletal motor activity. NCBI's taxonomy places the organism in Eukaryota, Heterolobosea, Eutetramitea, Acrasida, Naegleriidae. Gene Ontology annotation, cellular component: myosin complex. The record is from RefSeq and is a predicted model, not a curated record. The transcript has 3 exons. Bases 1 to 5646 code for a protein of 1881 amino acids.
AUGACGAAAGACCCAAUUCCUAUUGAUUUUACUCUUCACCAUCCCGGAAACUUAUAUGAAGGGUUUCUGAAAAAGAAGGGUAAAAACCUCAUCAAAAAGGCUCCUCUUCGUUAUGUCGUGAUUCGUAAUGAAGCCAUCUAUUACUUUAGUACAAAAAAGGAUGAAAACUCUCAGGAACAGCCAGAUCUCUCUUCUUGCCUCGGAUUUAUUAACGUUAAGGAUCUAAAAAGUAUUACAGGAGAUGAAUCCGAUCACAAAAUUACCAUUGUUGCUGAAAAGAAAUCAAAAACCAAACAAUUUGUCUUUUAUACGGAAACUAAGGACUCUUAUACACAAUGGUUGAGUGAACUGAAAAAGUGGUAUUCCAGAAAAGAGUUCUUCUCUUCAAUGCCUUCUGCGGUGGGUGGAUUGUCUACAUUUUCAAGUGGUGUUUCUGCCAUGUCAGGAUCUUCAAAGAAAUCAGGAACUACUGAAGAAGGUGUUUCACCAUCCGUGGUGAGUAAUAAUUCAGAGAUCAAAGCUUCAUCGAGUCGAAGUCGAUUCACUAUAAGAAGUCACCAAGGUGGAGAUUUAGCUCAAAAUUUGAAUCCAAGUCCUGUAUUUAAUGUCACAUCUGGUGCUACUGCAACGAGUACGACGAGUGGUGGUACGAGUGGAGUUACACCAGUUUUAUCUUCCUCUCCAACCAAUCGAGAACUUUUACUGAAACCUUCAAAGAAACAUGUAGUGGAUGAUGAUGUCGGAACAGAGACAGUCAUUUCCGAUGAUGAAUCGGAAGAAAUUGAUGACGAUGAAGAUCAUGACGAUGUAAUGAGCACAGGUGCAAAGAGUGGUAGUUCUACAAGAUCCAGAGGCAACAGACGGAGUGCUAAAAAAGAAGGAAAUUUAUUGGAACUUCUCAAUUCCAAGAAUUUAGAAGAUGCUAGUUUCCGAAGACACUCUGUCAUGUUGGAUAAAUCGGAUCGCUCCUCCUCUGUUGUAAAAUUUAACUUGAUGGAACAAUCGUCCAUCCAUUCAGGAAGUAAUGUAAGAAAGAAUGAUGAAGAUCAAUUUGACAAGAGACGUUUCUUGAAUAUCAUGUCCAUCUUCCCAGUUGAGAAGGAACACUCUCGUUAUUUUGAUGACGGUAAACGUGUCGACUUGACAACAACCAUUCCUGAAGUGAAAGAAUGGGAACAAGAAUUGAUUAACUUCGAAACAAAGAGAGCUCAAAAAUCAGACAAACAAAAUGGGAAUACGAUGGCCUUGUCUUCUCUGGUUCCUCAUGAUUUUGCAGAUGCAAAAGAAAAAUGCAAAGAAACAUUACAACAAGAAGACAAAUUCUGCUAUUGGUCUCAUGAAGUCAUUUGGUUUAACCCAAGAGCAUAUGGAAAGAAUCAAUACAAGGAAGCAUUAUUGGUAUUGGGAAAUAGAAAUGUCUACAUCAUUGACGCUAAAAGCUUCAAAACUGAAACCAAAGUCAGAAUUAAUGACAUUUAUCAUAUUGUCCAAUCUGGCUAUGAAGACGACAUUGUUGGAAUUAUUCGAAAGGACAGAGAAGAACAAUUUGAUAUUUUAUUUCAAUUCACUGAAACCAAGAGAACUAAAUCUAGCGAUGACACAUCUAUCACGGUUGAAGAUGAAGAACGCAUUCGAGGAAAGUCAUUUGCAGAUUCUCGCUCGGAGGCCUUCAAAGAACAAGAGAAUGAAAUAUACUUGAAGAAGGUUGAAUUCUUUGAUUAUAUUUCUGCCGUCUAUGCGUCACAGAGAUCCUCUCCACUGAAAAUUUUCUUUGUUCUUGAUGUAAAAUCUGUGUGCAGAACGGAAGAAAGAGAAGAGCCGUUCGAUUUGAAUCCCAAGAAUAUUUUGGAAUCAACAUCCAUUUUGCAAAUUGACAAAAGACAUGAUUUUAUCAAACUCUAUCAAGAACCCACAAGAUGUAAAGUCAUGAGUGAAUUUGGUGACAAACAAGUUUUCUUUGCUGGAUUGCUUGGAAAGAAGAACAAGAGAAACAAGUACCAAAAUCGUACGAUUGUCAUUACAAACCGAGCAUUGUAUCUCUUUGAUCCAAAGAAGCAAAAAUCAUUCAAGAGAAGAAUCAAGUUAUCUGAAAUUUCUAGAGUUUACAGAAACAAGAAAAAGGGAGUCUUAAUUGACGUUCCUAGUGAAUAUCCUCUUUGUUUAGUUCCCAAACAAAACAUGGAAGUUUUUGAGGACUUUGUUAACGUCUUGUCUUCUCUCUAUUUCGACAAUGACCUCGUUCAACAUGUAAAAGACAACGAAUUUGAUUCGUUCGACUUGGAGAAAUCUCAAGUCUUUAAAGAAAAGAUGAACGAAACUGAAGAUGUUCUCUUUGUUCAAACUCAACUCAGAAAUGCUAUCUUCAACAAAGAUGUAAAUCAAGUGAGAGAAUAUUUGGCAUAUGCAGAUGCAUUGGUUGGAAAGAAAGAUCAAACAGAAACCAAUAGUCUUAGAGAUCUGAGAAUUCAAGCUAGUGAAUUCUUGGGCGACAUUCAACUUCAAGAGUUUAUCAAGGAAAAGCUUCAAGCUGCUUUCAUAAACAAGGACUUUUUGGAAAUGAGUAGAAUGUUAGAGCACAUUGAAACUAUUAAGAAAGAACGAGGCGAAGCUGAAAUUUGCAAGUCACUCUCUGAUUAUUUGAAGAGUAUCAAGACCGAGAAGGAUAUUGUCAUCAACAAACACUUGUUGUUGACAAGAAUUGAAUUUUUACUUGAAUCUGGAGUUGAUCAAGAAAAUGAAAGAAGAAUCAUGCAUGCAGUUGAUAUUGCAAAAAGAGCAGGUUUCGUCAGAGAAGUUGAACAAUACAAACAAGAUUAUGACAGAGAAAAACAAAAGAUUUACAUUGAUCAACAACUUGCCGAAAUUCUUGACAGAAAAGCUAAAAGUGCCAGUUUAGACUCUGAUGCAGAUCGUUUGAUUUGCCUUAUUGAGAAUUCAAAAUCUCUUGGCAUCUAUGAAGGAAAAAUUCAAAAAAUCUUUGAAGAAAACACCAAAGCAUUCAUUACCAACAAAUCAAACAAUCACAAUUUCAAGAUGGCCAUCGAACAAACAAGAAAGGAUAUCGAAAGCAAUCAUGCCAAGUUGAAAAAAGAAAUUGAGAAAGUUCAAAGUAAUGCUGAAGGGUACACAAACAUUGACAAGGCAUUGGUAGAAGAAGCUAAACAAGUGAUUCAAGAAAUUGAAGAAAUUAGAAAGUAUCAACGAAAACUUCAUGCAAUUUUGGACAAGACAGAAAAGAAAAAGUACACUCUUGAAGAAGCUCAAGUCCUCAUUGAAAAGUGUAAAAAGAAAUUGAACCACAAACGAAAAGGUUACGGUGAAACUAAAGAUUACAGAGAAUUGUUAAAACGUACCAACAAUACGUAUAACGAGUUGAAGAGAGAACUCAAAAAGAUUUACAAACAUGAAGCUGCCAACACUGCAGAGUUACUUAGAAAACUUCUUGAACAACAAGAAUAUGGCAAACUUCAAGAAAAACUCAACCAAAUUAAUACUUUAUCAAUCAAGGCAGCUCUCGUAGCAGAAUUCCCUGAACUUCAAAAAGUGAUUGAUGAAGUUGUUGACAAUUUGAAUACCUAUGAUUUCAUGUCAAGGUUGAAAGGUGACAAUGUCGAAGCAGCAUACACUUACUUGGACGUUGAAAAAGUGUUAAAAUUCAAAGAUUUCGCAGAGAGAAAUCCUCAAUAUCUUACAGAAGACCAACAAAUGUCUUUGGCUAGAAUUGAAAAGAAGGUUGCUACUGAAUACAAAUAUUACAAUGAAAUUCUGGAAGAGAAGAAGAGAUUCAAGGAUAUUUCUGCAGAAAUUGUUAAUUUCCAAAGAGUUGAAAGUCUUCUUGAGCAAGUUUCUGAUAUUCCUUCUCUUCACAAAGAAGCAGGUGAAUUGGCAGAUUUGGUGAGAAGAAAGAAGACAUUCAACCAAUAUGUCAGAGAUAUUCAAAAACGUAAAACUCAAGGCAAGAAUUAUGAUGAUAUUAUGAGAAAAGCAAGCAAAGAAGAUUUUGAUGCCAACAUCAUCAUUAGCGCUAGAAAAGAUGUUAGAAAGCUUCAAGAGCUUAUCAGUAGAAAUGCAGAAACUAUGCCAAAGAACUUACUGAAAAUUGCUAAUGCCAAAUUGAACAAUUUACGACGAGAGAACAUGACACCUUUGGAAUUAAUUGAACAAAUCAACAAUGCUAUUGAUGUGAAUGCUAAGGAAGAAUUAAUAAGUGCUGUUGAAGUAGCAAACAAAUUAUUGAAAGAGGAUAUUGCUGAACAAUCCAAAUCUCAAUUAUCAACAGCUAUUGAACGAGCCAACAGAACCAUAAAGUCGAUUAAUGACAAUGAAAAUAUUGUCAAGGUCAAACAAUUCUCAAGUGAAUUUAUCAAACAAGCAAUGCAUUGUGACGAAUUGGUGGAUUUGGAACUCGAAAAUGAAGACAGCUUCAAACUCACAAGAAAACUUCGCCAAGUGCAAGGCUUGACUGAUUAUUCCUCAAUGACGCAAGAGGGAAAACAAAAGUAUUUGUUUGAAGUAUUCCAAAGUAAGAGUAUUAACACAGAUAAUGAACUUCUCCAACGUCUCACUUAUCAUGUGAACAAAUUGAGAGCGUUCUGUGAAGCAAAGGAAGGUUUAGGAGAAGAGGAAGAAAAAUACACAGUCGAAAGAGACAAUGUCUUUGGACAGAACUUGAUUAAGGUCUUGUAUGAUAUUCUUAAUCACAAAACUAAGAAGAGAUUCUUUUAUCUGUCCAAAGAUCCAUAUGAAAUCUUAUCUGGUUUGAAGAACAACAAUGAAUUUAUCCUCAAGUUGGUUGAUACCUUUGAUUCUAACGAUUUAGUGAAGCGUCUCAAGAAGGAAAAGAAGAGCGACGCACUGUCUGUACAAUUCAUUUAUUAUUUACUCUCUCAAAAGGCAUUCAUGUUUGUGGUCGAGCAAUUAUUAACUUCGGAUGACUACUUGAAAGAAUGUUAUGAACUUGAUUCUGUUAUUCUCGACCGAAGAUAUAGAGAUGAUAUUUAUCCACUCAUGUCACUAUUGAACAUGUUUAAAUUCGAAUUUACUUUGAGCUCUUCGACUGAUGUACUUGCAGCCUCUCCAAUCUCUAAAUUGAAGGGUAUUGUGAGAGCCAUUGUUCAUUACUUUGUUGCUAACCGAGCAGAAACUAAAUCUAACUUGGAACUUAGCGGAAAAGAAACUUGGGAAAAGAGUCAGAUUGGCAUUCUGAUUCGACAAAAAUUGGUGCCAACUCUUGCAGAAAUUUUAAAUCACAAAUUCAAGAGCGGAUUCAUUUCCAAGUAUCAUAUUUGGCAAUUUAUUCAAGAUGUUGCCGAACAAAGAAGAAUAAGUGCAAUUGAUAUUGGAGGUAUCCAUUUGCCAGCCGCUGUUGAUGCUGUCAACAACAACACCAGUGACAGUCUUGAUUUCAAUUUCAAGUUCGAGAUGUUUGUCUGUUAUGCAUUGAAUAGAGGAUUACUUGCAGAAUUCUUUGAAAGUAUCCUCAAGGAUAGAUCUUUCCUCAAUAAGUACUACGAUCAGUAUGCUCUUGUUUUAGACAGAGAUGUCAUCGGCAAUAGUGUCAAAUAUUUUGAAAUUAUUUCACAGUUACCCUUCGAACUCAUUGAAGAUUCUGCCAAGUAUUACGAAAAAUAUCCCAAACAACAGUAA